This is a messenger RNA of Penicillium pulvis, 1851 nucleotides long. It is a transcript of the gene mirC, whose product is annotated as siderochrome-iron transporter MirC. Gene Ontology annotation, biological process: siderophore transmembrane transport. Gene Ontology annotation, molecular function: siderophore-iron transmembrane transporter activity. The record is from RefSeq and is a predicted model, not a curated record. Lineage: Eukaryota; Fungi; Ascomycota; Eurotiomycetes; Eurotiales; Aspergillaceae. Bases 1 to 1851 code for a protein of 616 amino acids. The transcript has 5 exons.
AUGCCACUUCUCGACGCGCGCGACGGUCCUUCCUACGGUGCGAUACCGCGGGAGGAGAACCAUACGAGUAUGGAUUAUGAGCGGGAUCAGUUGCUGCAGGACGGCUAUGAGACCGACGACGACUCGAGUGAUAUCUCAACCCUGGACGAAGCACAGGAAGGUGUGCGGAAAAUCGAGGCGAUAAAUAUGACUUGGACAACCCGAUCGUUAAUGAUCGCCUACGUCAGUAUAUUCCUCAUGGCCUUCUGCACGUCCCUGGAGGGCCAGACGGUCAUGUCAUUGUCGGCAUAUGCUACCAGCGCUUUUAGCAAGCACUCGUUAAUCUCCACCGUUCUUGUGGUGCAGAAUGUAGUCAAUGCCGUGAUCAAACCGCCUAUGGCAAAAGUUGCCGAUGUGUUCGGCCGCUUUGAAGCCUUUUGUCUCAGCAUUACCAUAUAUAUCCUGGGCUAUAUUCAGAUGGCUGCGUCGACCAAUGUGCAAACCUAUGCAUCCGCACAGAUCUUCUAUUCCGCGGGUUCCACGGGUCUACAGAUUCUCCAACAGGUGUUUAUCGCCGAUAGCAGUGACCUUCUGAACCGUGCCUUUUUGGCUCUGCUCCCAGAGUUCCCGUUUCUAAUCACUGUCUGGCUGGGGCCGACCAUCGCAGGAGCAGUGCUUCAGUCAUCAUCAUGGCGCUGGGGCUACGGGAUGUGGGCGAUCAUCCUGCCCGCUGCCUUCCUGCCGCUCGCCCUGUCGCUGCUUUUGAACCAGCGCAAAGCCCAGCGGCUGAAUUUGAUUAAACCGACAAAGGCUAGACGCCACAGAAGCAUAUUUAGCGUUAUUCGACGAACUUGGUAUGACCUGGACGUGGGUGGGCUGACACUGUUAUCCGCGGCGGUCACCUUGCUUUUGGUACCUUUGACACUAGCGGCCAGUUCCAAGAAUGGAUGGAAGACUCCGAGUAUCAUUAUCAUGAUGGUAGUCGGUGUCCUCUGCUUGAUCGCUACCCCAUUGUAUGAAUCAUCUAAGAAGCUGGCACCCAAACCUCUGCUUUCUCUGCAUCUACUCAAGCAACGAACCGCCGUUGCCGGUUGUGCCUUGGCAUUUUGGUACUUCAUGGCAUUUUACUUUUCUGUUCAACCAUACCUUUACUCCUAUCUCCAGGUCGUUCAGAACUAUGAUGUGGCCACCGCUGGCCGUGUCACCCAGACUUUCGCAUUUACCUCAACUAUUGCUGCAUUUACCGUGUCACUCCUUAUCAAGUACACCCGCCGAUACCGGAUAUUUGUGACCAUUGGCUGCGUUAUCUACAUGACUGGUUUAGCAUUGAUGCUCAUGUGUCGCCAAGAAGGUGCCUCUCACUUGCAAGUUCUGGGCACUCAAGUUCUUGUAGGCUGCGGUGGUGGCUUGCUCAAUGUGCCCGUUCAACUCGGCGUCCAAGCUUCUGCAAGCCACCAAGAAGUCGCCGCAGCCACCGCGAUGUUUCUCACAUCCAUGGAAAUGGGCGGUGCCGUCGGUGCUGCCAUCUCCGGAGCCAUCUGGACCCAUCUAAUUCCUCGGAAGCUCAUGCAAUACUUGCCGGAAGAGAGCAAGUCACAUGCCGGCGAGAUCUUUGGCAAGCUGACAACGGCACUGGAGUACCCCAUGGGAUCUCCCACUCGCAUUGCCAUCAACCGCGCCUAUCAAGAAACCAUGAACCGCUUGUUAACCCUCGCCAUCAUCGUGACUCUGCCGUUGAUCCCGCUGAGUCUUCUUAUGGUAGACUAUAAGCUAGACAAGAUGAGCCCUGACAGCCACGAUGAUGGAGCUGAGACUCCACUGCCCGUUGAAGUAGAGCCCGAGACCGAUGAUCAACAUCAUAAACGAACCUAA